Hypoxylon fragiforme is the source of this 1464-nucleotide messenger RNA. Its product is annotated as putative allantoate permease. The transcript has 10 exons. Gene Ontology annotation, cellular component: membrane. The coding region runs from base 1 to 1464 and encodes 487 amino acids. NCBI's taxonomy places the organism in Eukaryota, Fungi, Ascomycota, Sordariomycetes, Xylariales, Hypoxylaceae. The record is from RefSeq and is a predicted model, not a curated record. Gene Ontology annotation, biological process: transmembrane transport. Gene Ontology annotation, molecular function: transmembrane transporter activity.
AUGAGUCCUGGUGGAUUGUCCGGUCGAUUGGCCUUUACGCAGCGACAUGAGCGAUCACCGGAAGAGCGCGAUCUCGUCCGGAGACUGGAUAUCUUCUUGAUGUCUUUUGGCUGCUUAUCACAGAAUCUUGACCAGCAAAACAUCAACAAUGCAUACGUCUCAGGGAUGAAGGAAGACCUUGGCUUAUACGGAAAUGAGCUCAACUACUUCACAACGUACUUCAGCAUCGCGUACUGCAUUAUGCUGAUCCCGUCUCAAAUCAUUCUGACCUACGUACGGCCGAGCUACUGGCUAUCCGGGCUGGAGAUAUGCUGGGGCGUGAUCACGGGGCUGAUCGCCAUCGCCCAUAAUGCGAAUCAAGUAUACAUCCUCCGCGUCUUCCUCGGCCUAUGCGAGAGUUCGGCUUGGCCAGGGAUGAUGACGCUGUUCAUGCAUUGGUACACGCCCUCAGAACUUGCGAAGCGAAUGGGCUUCUACCACUCUUGCCAGGCAAUGGGAUCCAUGGUCUCGGGCGCAUUGCAGGUCGCCAUUGUGAACACUCUUCACAACGCCAAGGGGUUAGCCGGGUGGCGUUGGCUGUUCGUCAUCAACGGGGUCAUGACUGUGGUAGUUGGUGCCCUCGGCUUCUUCUUGCUGCCGGACCUUCCCAAUCGCGUCAACCCGCGCGCGUUCUGGUUCAAGGAGGGCCAUGCGAAACUUGCGAUGGAGCGCCUCGAGCGCCACGGGCGGGCUGAGCCGAAGAAGAUGACCUGGGCUGGUGCUAGACGCACUUUUGCCAACUGGGUAGCUUAUUUCGUCCCGGUUCUGUACAUCGCGACUGUUCUGGCGCCUUGGGGAUACGCCUACUUCAACCUGUUCCUCAAAAGCCUCAAGAAUCCUGACGGCACUCCUGUUUGGUCCACUUCCGAAGUUAACGCUAUUCCGAUUGGCGGCGGUGCUAUUAAUGUUGUUUUUGUUUGGAUUUGGGCGAUUUUGUCUGAUCUUUUGAGAACGCGAUGGACUUUGAUCGUUGCGCAAGCUGCCAUCGGUCUUGUUCCGUGCAUUGCGAUGAGCAUCUGGACCUCGCAUCCUGACACGACGCCAUUAGCUACAGCAUACGCUAGUUACUUUAUCUCUUACCUCAGUCUGGGCACUGCGCCAUUGAUCUUUGCUUGGCUAUCUGACUUAUUGCCCCAAGACCCGGAAGCUAGGACCCUCAUUAUCGGAGUCGCCGUCGCGACGUACUACGCAGUAUCAUCGUGGAGUCAAGUACUCGUCUGGCCUGCGGUAGAGGCGCCGUACUACAAAUACGGCUGGCAAUCGUCAAUUGCUCUUUGGAUCCUGGUCGUUAUCAUGACUUGUGUUCUCCGGUAUAUCGACAUGAAGUAUCUUCUUCCGAAGCGAGAAGACUUCCGUGCCACUCUACGUGUGCACUCCAGUCCCAAGUUAGUGGGUGUAGACCCAGACCCCGAGGAUGAUCGUUAG